AUCGUGACACCUCUAUUACUACAUUAUACUACCAGAGAGAAGAGUGUCUGGAGACAAAGACGACAGAAGAUCACCUCUCUCUCAGAUCUCAUGGCUCCAUUAAUACUCCUGUUGAUCCUUCUCUCCGAAGCAGCUUCUGACCUGAUUGAGGUAACUGUGCACCCUGGAGAUGAUGUCAUUCUGCCAUGUCAGGCUGCUGAUUCCUCCAUCAGUGUUGUGGAGUGGACCAGACCUGACCUGGAGCCACCAGAGUAUGUCCUCUUUUACAUCAGUGGAGACUUGCAGACAGACUACCAGCAUCCAUCCUUUAAGGACAGGGUGGACCUGGUGGACAGAGAUCUGAAGGACGGAGACGUGUCUUUAAUUCUGAAGAAUGUGAGCAGCGUCGACAACGGGACAUACGAGUGUCGAGUUGCAUCAGAUGAUUCAAGACGUAGAAAGAGAGCCAUCAUCAACUCUGAGCCAAUCAGAAUCAUCCGUCUGCAGGUUCCAGAGCCAGCAGGUCCAAACAGAGGACACUCCGAGGAUGGAAACUCCACGAAUGAUGUCCCUGGUGAUGGACCCUCCUCUCCUGUAGGCCGAUAUGUUGGACUGGCAGCAGGUGUUCUGGUUCUUGUAGCUGCUGUAGUGGUUGGUGUCCUGAUGUAUAAAAGACGUCAGAACAAAGCAUCUGAUGUUCUUUGAUAUUUGUAAGGGUUAACGCCCGACGGUGAGGUUGCCUCCGCCGAAGACCAUUACUACCUCACAAUGGACCCCUCGAAGGGCAUUAACCCGCUCAUACCAUGGUCAUGUUGGUUUCCUAUUCUACAACAAGACCUCCUUCACUCACGCUGCCAAACUCGCCUUGGUGAAAAUGACAAUUUUACCAAUUCUCGACUUCAGUGAUGUCAUUUACAGAAGUGCCUCAAACUCUCUCCUGAAAACACUGGAUCUUGUCUACGUCAGUGCCAUACGUUGUGUGACCAGAGCCCCUUCUGACACCCACCACUGUAACCUCUAUGCAUUAGUCGGCUGGCCCUCGUUACACAAUCAACUCUUAACUCACUGGUGCCAACUCAUCUACAAGUCCAUGCUAGGCAAAGCCCUGCUGUACCUAAGCUCACUGGUCACUAUAGGUUUAC
Molecule: messenger RNA, 1121 nt
Organism: Perca flavescens (yellow perch)
Lineage: Eukaryota; Metazoa; Chordata; Actinopteri; Perciformes; Percidae
Product: CD276 antigen homolog
Exons: 3
Coding region: 91-684 (197 amino acids)
Biological process (GO): T cell receptor signaling pathway; regulation of cytokine production
Cellular component (GO): external side of plasma membrane
Molecular function (GO): signaling receptor binding
Source: RefSeq, a predicted model, not a curated record